Neltuma alba is the source of this 1636-nucleotide messenger RNA. Its product is annotated as leucine-rich repeat extensin-like protein 6. Bases 24 to 1361 code for a protein of 445 amino acids. Gene Ontology annotation, molecular function: protein binding. Lineage: Eukaryota; Viridiplantae; Streptophyta; Magnoliopsida; Fabales; Fabaceae. The record is from RefSeq and is a predicted model, not a curated record. The transcript has a single exon.
UCUGAGGCCUUACCUCACCAUCAAUGGCCUCUCUUCUUCUUCAACCUCGUCAUCAUCGUCUUCGUCCUCUUCUUCCUUUACCGGUCUGUGUCAUCUUCUUCCUCAUUUUUCUUCUCUCCAUUAUCAAUCCUUCUCACCAAGCUUCUUCUAAUAAUGUCACCGUCCCAUUAAACCCUAGGCUGAUCAAAGCUUACUAUGCUCUUCAAGCAUGGAAGCAUUCCAUCACCUCCGAUCCCAAGAACUUCACCUCCAACUGGUACGGCUACCAUGUUUGCAACUACAACGGCGUUUACUGUGCUCCGGCGCCGGAUGAUCCCCACAUCUACACCGUCGCCGGCAUCGACCUCAACCACGGCGACAUCUCUGGUUCCUUGCCGGAAGACCUUGGUCAACUCACCGACCUUGCUCUCUUCCAUCUCAACUCUAACCGGUUCUGUGGGACCCUCCCUCAGAGCUUCCGUAACCUUCAUCUUCUUCAUGAGCUUGACGUCAGUAACAACCAGUUGUCCGGGCCGUUCCCCGACGUCAUUUUGUGUCUCCGUUCGUUGAAGUUCUUGGACAUUAGGUUCAACUCUUUCGAAGGCACGGUCCCUUUUGGUCUCUUUGACCUUAAGCUCGACGCCGUUUUCAUAAACGACAACAAGUUUCAGUUCUCGUUGCCGGAGAAUCUCGGGAAUUCUCCGGUGUCCGUUGUGGUCUUCGCCAACAAUAAUCUGAAUGGGUGUGUUCCGUCGAGUCUGGGAAAAAUGAAGGACACGCUUAAUGAGAUUAUAAUUUCCAACAGUGGGUUAAAGGGCUGUUUACCGGAGGAGAUUGGUAAAUUGGAUCAAGUUACGGUGUUUGAUGUGAGUUUUAACAAGUUAAUCGGAACGUUGCCGGAAUCUAUUGAGGGAAUGAAGAAAUUGGAGCAGUUGAAUGUGGCGCAUAACGAGCUCUCCGGUGAGAUUCCGGCGAGUGUGUGCUCGUUGCCGAGGUUACAGAACUUCACGUACUCCUAUAACUACUUCUGCAGCGAACCGCCUACCUGUCUGAAGUUGCCGGCGAAAGAUGAUCGGAAAAAUUGUAUUCCUUACCGGCCGAUGCAGAGGUCAGAAAUGGAAUGUAAAGCUUUUUAUGCUCACCCAGUUGAUUGUGGUGCCUUUGGAUGCUCAAGGCCGCCACCACCGCCUCCUCCUCCAUCACCUCCUCCGCCAUCUCCUCCUCCUCCAUCACCACCUCCGCCAUCUCCUCCUCCUCCAUCACCCCCUCCGCCCCCUCCACCCCCACCUCCUCCUCCUCCGCCCCCUCCGCCCCCACCUCCUCCACCUCCGCCGCCGCCACCGCCACCUCCUCCUCCGGCGGUUCACCAUUAUUAUCCGUGAUGACAGCAAAAUUAGUAAAUAUAAUUUACUUCUUUCUUUUCCGUAUAGAAUAAUCAGGAAAGUUUAAUUGCUGCUUACUUGGAUGAGUUAGUCAGCAUUUGGAAAAAAUUUUAAAAAUAAAAAAAAAAAUCUAGCACGUCGACAUUGAUGGGGUUAAUUUAUGGGAUAUAAUUACAUUAUUACGUUGUACUCAUACUUUUUUGUUUUUUUGCCAGACGUUGUAAUCAUAUAUAGUCAUACUUGAAAUUAGUGGCGUUUGUUUUUUUGCUGGUCAA